GCCCGCCCGCCCGCGCCGCAGCCGCCCGUCCAGCACCCGCCCCGGCCGCAGUCGCCGGUGCAGCCGGCCCAUCCGAACCUCCCUGCGGUGCAGCCCCACCCGGCCUCGCAGAGCCUCUCGCAGCCGCUCUCUGCCUACAACAGCAGCAGUUUGAGCCUCAACAGCUUAAGCAGCAGCAGAAGCAGCACUCCUGCCAAGACUCAGGCUCCUCCUCCACACAUAUCUCACCAUCCCUCAGCCUCACCGUUCCCCCUCUCUUUACCCAGCCACAGCCCGCUGCAUACCUUCACGCCCACCCUCCAGCCCCCCGCACACCCACAUCACCCCAAUAUGUUUGCCCCUCCUACGGCUUUGCCUCCUCCACCUCCAUUGACGUCAGGGACACUGCAGGUUCCAGGACACCCAGCUGGUAGUACUUACUCAGAACAAGAUCUUCUCCGUCAGGAACUAAACACGCGAUUUUUGGCCUCGCAGAGCGCAGAUCGUGGGGCCUCCCUGGGCCCGCCGCCGUACCUGAGGACCGAGUUCCACCAGCACCAGCACCAGCAUCAGCACACACACCAACACACACACCAGCACACCUUCACGCCUUUCCCUCACGCCAUCCCACCCACUGCCAUCAUGCCAACGCCAGCACCGCCCAUGGUGCGUACCCCAGGCAGAAAUUUUGACAAAUACCCUACAAAAGUUGACCCCUUCUACCGUCACAGUCUGUUUCACUCCUAUCCUCCAGCUGUAUCAGGUAUUCCUCCCAUGAUUCCUCCAACCGGCCCCUUUGGCUCGCUACAAGGAGCAUUUCAGCCCAAGACUUCCAAUCCUAUUGAUGUUGCAGCCAGACCUGGAACUGUCCCACAUACCCUUCUGCAGAAAGAUCCACGGUUGACAGAUCCGUUCAGGCCCAUGUUGAGGAAACCUGGAAAGUGGUGCGCUAUGCAUGUUCACAUCGCCUGGCAGAUCUACCAUCACCAACAGAAAGUCAAGAAACAGAUGCAGUCUGAUCCGCACAAGCUGGACUUUGGCCUGAAACCUGAAUUUCUGAGCAGGCCACCAGGCCCCAGCCUUUUUGGAGCCAUCCACCACCCCCAUGACCUGGCCCGGCCCUCGACUCUCUUCUCCACAGCCAGUGGGGGUCAUCCAGCUGGCACCCCGUUCGGCCCACCACCUCACCACAGCAACUUUCUCAACCCAGCUGCUCACUUAGAGCCUUUCAAUCGACCGGCUUCCUUCAGCGGCCUCACCGCCGUGGGUAGCAACGCCUUCGGGGGACUCGGCAACCCGACAGUUACACCCAACUCAGUGUUCGGCCACAAGGAUGGCCCCAGUAUGCAGAGCUUUAGCAACCCUCACGAGCCCUGGAACCGACUGCACCGAACUCCUCCUUCGUUCCCGACCCCUCCGCCCUGGCUGAAGCCAGGAGAGCUGGAGCGCAGUUCAUCUGCUGCAGCUCAUGACAGAGAUAGAGAUGUAGAUAAACGAGACUCAUCUGUUAGUAAAGAUGACAAAGAAAGGGAGAGCAUUGAGAAAAGACACUCCAGCCAUCCUUCGCCAGCACCUAUCCAUCCAGUGAACUCACUCGGACAUAAUCGCAGCUCAAAUGAGCAGAUCAGGAGCCAUCUGAAUCCCGAGGUUCGAGAAAAAGAGAAACCCAAAGAACGAGAGAGGGAUCACUCUGAAUCUCGGAAGGAAAUUAAUGUUGAAGAGCACAAGGUGAAGGACAACUAUAUUUCGGAGAAAGAAGGCCUGAGCCAUGAAAGCCGAGUGGUGGAAGAGUCUAAACAAAUGUCCAGGGUUCCUUCACCCUAUGCUAGGCCCCCCGUUGUGGAGAGCACCAGGCCCAAUAGUACUUCAAACCGUGAGACGGAGAGGAAGAAUGAGCCGGGCUACGAUAAUCCGAAGAAAAGCAAUGAAGUGAAAGUGAAGGAGGAGCGAAAGGAAGACCAUGAUGUUCAACCUGAGGGACCUCAGACUCAUAGGUCAUCUGAUCAGCCACCACCUAUAUCUACAUCUAAUGUCCAUCCAAGUCCUUUAGUGUCUAUGCCCAUGACCGUAGGUGUGACUGGUAUACAUCACAUGAACAGCAUCAGUGGCCUGGACAGGACUCGCAUGAUGACGCCUUUUAUGGGAAUCAGCCCAAUUCCUGGUGGAGAACGUUUCCCGUAUCCUUCUUUCCACUGGGAUCCAAUGAGAGAUCCCUUAAGAGAUCCUUACAGAGAGCUAGAUAUUCAUCGGAGAGACCCCCUGGGCAGAGACUUUUUGCUAAGAAAUGACCCCCUUCAUCGUCUUUCUACGCCAAGAUUAUAUGAAGCAGACAGGUCAUUCAGGGAUCGGGAACCUCACGACUACAACCACCACCACCAUCACCACCACCCUCUCUCUGUUGACCCUCGACGUGAGCAUGAGAGGGGCAACCACUUGGAUGAUAGGGAGCGGUUGCACAUGCUCAGAGAGGACUAUGAACACGCACGCCUGCACUCAGUUCACCCUGCCGCCUUGGAUGGGCACCUGCCUCACCCAAGCCUAAUCACUCCAGGACUUCCCAGCAUGCACUACCCCAGGGUCAGUCCCCCGACGGGACACCAAAAUGGCAUCCUCAAUAAAACUCCCCCCACAGCAGCUCUCAGUGCCCCUCCACCUCUUAUUUCGACUCUGGGACCUCGGCCUGGGUCUCCCAGAAGGACUACUCCUCUGUCAACAGAGAUGAGAGAGAGGCCUCCUUCUCACACCCUCAAGGACAUUGAAGCUCGAUAAGCAGAGGGAGACUAAAUAAAAACCAGAGAAAGAGGGACAGAACAUUGUAAAUGAACAUAAUAUAAAGACCUUCUUACUAGUCAUUGAUACAGACUGGGGAUGUGACCCACUGUACAAUAUGUAUAGACCUGAGUGCAAAGAUUUUGAAAUGGGGUUUUUUUGUAUAUUAUAUGUUGAAAUUUUCCAGAUCUUUUAGCCAAGUCCAUAUGUUCCUCGUGUCUCCUACUCUUUAUUUUAUUUCUAGUUUAAAAAUUUCAAAAUUGGAACUGAAGAACAAGACAUGAAUCUGAAUGAUUUGACUAGAAACAGACCACCACCAAUGUCAACCGUACAAAGCUCUUUCAGACCAGAAGUGAAGACAAUUGUAGAUAUUUAUGUAAAAAGAUUGCUUCAUGGAUUAAUGGUUCAUAUAUGCAAAAAGGGUAAGAUGAAAGCUUUACUUUGUACAAAUGUAAAUAGAUAAAAUUAAGUAACAUAAUACAUUAAUACUUCUUAAACUGUGCUAUUUGCAAACUUAAUAUUGAUCAACACAGACUGCUUAUGCUGUGUUACAUAUAUUGUUAUAGACAGCUAAACCCCUUCAACUAUGCAAUGAAUUUUAAGGCUUUUCACAAAAGCCUUUAUAACUCAAAGGAGCCUUUUCAACACACAACAUAAUUAAAGUCAUAUUUUCCCUGAACGAACUCAUCUGUAAUAGAAACCUACUUCUCUUGCUCAUUUUGAUGAAGAAACAGCCCAUUAGAAGUGUAACUUUCUGUCUGAACCCCUGCAUCGAGGCGCUGCUGUGGCUGUAGCUGAUGGAUUCCUUAGGGCGCGUCAGGAUUAGCGAUCUGUAAUCACUGAUAGUCAUGACAGAUUGGUUUUCACUCACAUUAAUCUGGGUUAAACAGAGUAAUAACCUAAUGCUGGAUAUUUUCCAGAAUUUUCAGCACUUAACAUGUCAAAUUUCUUUUUGGAAGAACAUCUGCUUAUAGCCGUUCAUGUCUGGUUUUAUUGCCAGUGUGUCAUUUUUUUCUUUGUACACACACUUCUUUUUUUUUUGUUAAGUGAUUUUUAGCUACAUUCAGACAAAUCCUACAAGAAAGCUAAUACUUUUCUAAAUGAUCAAUAUGUUUUCACUGUGGAUCAGUAGUUUAAUUAAUGAACUCAGAUACAGAUUUCCUAAUGCAAUUUACUGUAUUUCAGUUGGUAAUAAAGUCUGUGAAUAGUUAACAGGUCAGCCUUGUUGUUCCCUCAUCAUAGAAGAUGGAAAUAACAUGAAGAACGUGGUCCUUUUUAAAAAUAUGCAUCAAUCUUCUGAGAUCUGUCUUUUCAUAACACACUUUUUUAUAAUGCGUUAAGUUUCUUGUCUAAAUAUUUGGAGAGAAUAUGACUUUAUCAGCGAGAAUUCAAUAUCUUGUCUACUGGACUGUAAAAUAUAUGUAUGAAAUAAAAUUAGUUCCAUUGGUCUUCUAGUGUAUUAAAGUGCUAUCUGAAGUUGUUACCCUGUUUUGGCAAAAAAAAAAAAAAAAAAGAAAAAAAAAGGAGAAAAAAGUGAACUACAGACAGUUGUUUCUAAUGAUCAGAGAUCUAUUUUAGUAGUCAACUGAAGGUUUAGUUGUGAGCUUCAGAUUUUGUGAACUCCAGAUGUUGUGCAGUGGU
Antrostomus carolinensis (chuck-will's-widow) is the source of this 4389-nucleotide messenger RNA. RefSeq names its product activator of transcription and developmental regulator AUTS2 (gene AUTS2). NCBI's taxonomy places the organism in Eukaryota, Metazoa, Chordata, Aves, Caprimulgiformes, Caprimulgidae. The coding region runs from base 331 to 2748 and encodes 805 amino acids. The transcript is spliced from 13 exons. The record is from RefSeq and is a predicted model, not a curated record.